Sceloporus undulatus (fence lizard) is the source of this 942-nucleotide messenger RNA. Its product is annotated as olfactory receptor 10P1-like. Lineage: Eukaryota; Metazoa; Chordata; Lepidosauria; Squamata; Phrynosomatidae. The record is from RefSeq and is a predicted model, not a curated record. Gene Ontology annotation, biological process: G protein-coupled receptor signaling pathway. Gene Ontology annotation, cellular component: membrane. The coding region runs from base 1 to 942 and encodes 313 amino acids. Gene Ontology annotation, molecular function: G protein-coupled receptor activity; olfactory receptor activity. The transcript has a single exon.
AUGAGAAAGUUCAAUCAGACAUGCUUGACUGAGAUCAUUCUUUUAGGCUUCUCCGAUUUCCAGACCAUGCAGAAUCUUUUGUUUUGUUUAGUACUAAUAUUCUACUUGGUGGCACUCACUGGGAACAGUCUGAUUUUGAUCCUCACCAUUACUGAGCCUAUGCUUCACAAACCAAUGUAUUUCUUUCUCCUGAACCUGUCCUUGCUGGAAAUUGGCUACACCUCAUCCAUCAUCCCUAAGACUCUAAUGCACUUAUUGUCAAAGGAACAAACCAUUUCCUUUGCAGGUUGUGGGAUUCAGAUGUAUUUCUUCAUUCUCUUUGGCAUCACGGAGUGUUGCCUUCUCUGCGUCAUGGCAUACGACCGCUAUGUCGCCAUAUGCAAACCUCUGCAAUAUUCAUACAUCAUGGGCUCCCGGGAAUGUGGUCAACUGGCUGCCAUCUCAUGGGCCAUUGGUAUUUUGGUAGCUUUUGGGCAGUCCAUUUCAAUAUUUACUCUUCCCUUUUGUGGACCUAAUAGAAUGAGCCAUUUUUUCUGUGAUAUUUUGCCUGUUUUGAGACUGGCUACUGCCGAUACUGUCAAGAAUGAAGUGGCAGUUGCCACAGUAACAGUGUUCUUCAUCCUUGUACCCUUUCUGCUCAUCCUCUUGUCCUACAUCCUUAUCAUCUCCACCAUCCUCAUGAUGCCUGUGGCCAAGAACAGACGCAAAGCCUUCUCUACCUGUUCUUCUCAUCUCAUUGUUGUUUCACUUUUCUAUGGGACUGUCACCUUCACCUAUGUCCGACCCAAAUCAAUCUAUUCCUUGGACAGUGACAGGGUCCUUUCCCUCCUCUACACAGUAGUGACCCCAACAUUUAACCCAAUCAUUUACACACUGAGAAAUAAAGAGAUGAAAGCUGCUUUUAAAAAGUCAAUAGUGCGGAAAACCAUCUUCUGGAGAUAA